UCCUCUGCUGUGCUCCGCCCUCUUUAAAGAACAUACCCUCCUCCUCCUCCUCCUCCUUUUCCUCCUCCUCCUCCUCCUGUUCUCUCCAGCCAUCGAACAAACUUCAAAGCAGCCUUUACUUCAUGGUUUUGAUGUUUUAAUGAACUUGUUGAAGCCUUAGUGAAGCUGUGAAGUCGGAAUGUGAAUCUCUGCGGAGGAAACUCGAGAGUUAUGUGGAGGAUGAGCCUCAGCUCGUAGCGGACGGUAAACAACACGAGCUUCCUUUUCUCCUGCUAGUUGAAGUGAGCCUCAGGAUUCAGUCAUGGCUCGCGGUUGCAUCUGCUGCGUCAAAUACAUGCUCUUCCUCUUCAACCUGCUCUUCUGGCUGGGUGGGUGUGGACUGUUGGGUGUGGGCGUGUGGCUGUCGGUGUCUCAGGGCAGCUUCGCCACCCUGUCCCCCUCCUUCCCGUCGCUCUCCGCCGCCAACCUCAUCAUCACCCUGGGCACUGUUGUGAUGGUGACGGGGUUCCUGGGCUGCCUGGGGGCCAUCAAGGAGAACAAGUGUCUGCUGUUGAGCUUCUUCAUCGUUCUCCUGACCAUCCUCCUCGCUGAGCUCAUCCUUCUCAUCCUCUUCUUUGUCUACACAGACAAGGUGAGCGAGAAUGCCAGACGGGACCUGAAAGAAGGUCUGGUUCUGUACAGCACGGAUAAUAACGCAGGUCUAAGAGACGCAUGGAACACCAUACAGGGAGAGUGGAAGUGUUGUGGAGUGUCGAACCACAAUGACUGGUACACCGCCCUGCAUGGAAACGUGGUUCCUGACCGCUGCUGUCAGCAGUUUUAUCAGGGCUGUGGGCGCAACUCCUCCAACACCUUCUGGACCCGGGGUUGCUAUGAGAAGGUGGAGGAGUGGCUGGAUGACAACAAACACCUUCUGGGAACCAUCGCCAUGUGUGUGUUGGUGAUUCAGCUUCUUGGCAUGGCCUUCUCCAUGACGCUUUACCAACAGAUCCACAGAGCGGGGAAGAAGUACGAGGCCUGAGGGGUGUUUUAAUCAUAUCUGUUACACUCACUGUCUGUUAGUAGAGAGAGUUACUCUGUUUCUGUUACCACUACAUCUUUUAUCUAACCGUUCUUCACUUAACACCAGAGUAUUUAUGUGAAUAGCAUCUGAACUACUUUUGUUACUGUUAGCAUGUUUUUAUGAUCGUCUGAUGGAGAGAGAAUCCUGACAGAUGAAGGAGUGAAUCAUUAGCUUUGUGGAGAGUUACUCUGUAUUAGAUAAAGAAGCUUUGUGUACUAACAUGUUCAAUAAAAGCACUCUACAUAUAGAAGAGAGUGUGUGGUUUCAGGUGACGGCCUGAUUGAGCUCA
Molecule: messenger RNA, 1352 nt
Organism: Notolabrus celidotus (New Zealand spotty)
Lineage: Eukaryota; Metazoa; Chordata; Actinopteri; Labriformes; Labridae
Product: tetraspanin-9
Exons: 9
Coding region: 302-1021 (239 amino acids)
Cellular component (GO): membrane
Source: RefSeq, a predicted model, not a curated record